GGAAGUCCUACCCACCACUGGCGGAACUUCCGGUUCUAACUGUUCUGGGUUUUUGCAGAAGGCUUGGAUCGUACGUCACCGUGAUGGUGCUGCUGGAAAGCGAGCAGUUCCUGACCGAGCUGACCAGGCUCUUCCAGAAGUGCAGGCCGUCGGGCAGCGUGUUCAUCACCUUGAAAAAAUAUGAUGGUCGAACUAGAUCCCUUCCAAAGAAGGGUUCUGUGGAGGGCUUUGAGCCUUCAGAUAACAAAUGUCUGUUGAGAGCUACGGAUGGGAAAAAGAAGAUCAGCACUGUGGUGAGCUCCAAAGAAGUGAAUAAGUUUCAAAUGGCCUACUCAAGCCUCUUGCGAGCUAACAUGGAUGGGCUGAAGAAGAGAGACAAAAAGAGCAAGAAUAAGAAGACCAAAACGGCACAGUGAAGGGGCACCAGAUUCUCUACUUUUACCAGCUAACCAGCGAGUUGUUAUUUUUCCUUUGGUUUCUAUUUUUGGCCACAAAGCUAGGUUUUUGGUUCCCUUGUUGGCAACUUAUUUUCAUGUGAGAUGAUGGUCACUUUGGAGAGAGAAAGGUUAGUUUAUAGGGCAGUCAUGGUAAGAGACUAUUUAUUUAGAUCUGUGCCACAUGCGUGUGUAUUCCUAGAUUAGUUUUCAAAGGCCUCCAGUUACUCCCCUGAAGAGCAAGGUAUCAUUAAAUGUUUGUUUCCUAACAUAGUCUCUUAUUUGUUCUUUUUCUCACCCCAUUUUAAUAGCUCUGGGAAUAACUACUAAUUUGGGAAUGAUGUGUUUAAUGAAUGAGUUUUAACUCUGUCCUCUACAUUUUUUUUUUUUUUUUUUUUGUACCGGGGAUGGAACUCAGGACCUUGUGCCUGCCAGUCAUGCGUGGUGCCACUGAGCUAAAUCCCCGGCCCUGUCUUCUACAUUCUUCGAAUUAAAACCUGACAACUA
Messenger RNA from Fukomys damarensis (Damara mole-rat), 941 nucleotides. RefSeq names its product signal recognition particle 14 (gene Srp14). Lineage: Eukaryota; Metazoa; Chordata; Mammalia; Rodentia; Bathyergidae. The coding region runs from base 84 to 416 and encodes 110 amino acids. The transcript has 5 exons. Gene Ontology annotation, cellular component: signal recognition particle, endoplasmic reticulum targeting. Gene Ontology annotation, molecular function: 7S RNA binding; endoplasmic reticulum signal sequence receptor activity. The record is from RefSeq and is a predicted model, not a curated record. Gene Ontology annotation, biological process: SRP-dependent cotranslational protein targeting to membrane.